Drosophila takahashii is the source of this 3756-nucleotide messenger RNA. It is a transcript of the gene Dok, whose product is annotated as docking protein homolog. The record is from RefSeq and is a predicted model, not a curated record. Gene Ontology annotation, biological process: cell surface receptor protein tyrosine kinase signaling pathway; positive regulation of MAPK cascade; Ras protein signal transduction. NCBI's taxonomy places the organism in Eukaryota, Metazoa, Arthropoda, Insecta, Diptera, Drosophilidae. Gene Ontology annotation, cellular component: cytoplasm.
CCACACUCCGCCUGGUCACACGAAUAUUUGUCGUUUUUUAUUUUAAUAAAAUAAAAUAAUCAAAGCAAAGCAGACGCGUCACACCGAUUUUGAACCGAAAGUGUUUGGCGAUCGGGGAAUAUUGAACAAACCAAUCGAUUUAUUGAGUUUAAAGCGGGCCCGAGCCCCAUUUCGAUUUCUUCGAUCAACGACGAACGAUCGAGCUUGUUUGUUUUCCUUACCCCAUUUAUUUUGUAUCUUUCUCAUACAUGUGGGCUCCUCGCUGUUUGUUUGUUUGUGAAAAUACCGAUGUGAGUGAUUGAAACUAAAUGCCGAUAUUAUAUCAAAGUCCCGAGAAGAUCGGAUGAAAUACGGAGGAAAACUCCAGAAAUCGCAUAGUUAAAACUCCGCCAACAGCAACAACAACAACAACAAUUCGGAAUAUCGGAGAAUCGGAGGCGCAUUGUGUGAGCAAGAUCGUCGCAGGAGAGCGAGGGAGAGGGAACGAGAGCAGGAGACGAAGGAGAGUGGGCAGGAGAGAGGCGGAGGAGUGGUGCACACAGAAUGGAUGUUGAAAUACCUGUUUUGGCUGGAUAUCUUAAUGUGCCGACCCAAACUGGAUUUUCGCUAAAUCGCAUCUCGAAAAAGAAAGCAUGCAGUCGCUACUGUUUGCUCUUCAAGGCCAGUCGCCAUGGGAUCGCCCGGCUGGAGAUGUGCGAGAGCAAGGAGGACCGCAACCCGAAGAUCUUCACCCUUGAGAAGUGCGUGAAGAUCACGCAGGAGCCGCCGCCCGAUCGCCUCAUCCACAUCGUCAAGCAUCAUGUGACCCUCACAUUGAGCACCAGCAGCGAGGAGGACCUCAAGGACUGGAUCACCGCCCUGCAAACGGUGGCCUUCCCGGACACCUCACCGUCGGGCGGAAUCGGGGCCAUCGAGGAGGACAACGACCUCUACUGCAGCUCCUUUGACGGCCUGUUCAUCAUCACACUGAUUCCCUCGGAGGCCUCCAUCCGCUGCUGCAUCGAGCCCAAGACGUACAUGCUCCAGAUGACGCCCACCGAACUGCAGCUGAAGUCGGAGGAUCUGGGGGCCACCAUAGCCAUGUGGCCGUAUCGGUUCAUCCGGAAGUACGGCUAUCGCGACGGCAAGUUCACCUUCGAGGCGGGCAGAAAGUGCACCACCGGCGAGGGCGUCUUCACGUUGGAUCACACCAAUCCGCAGGAGGUAUUCCGCUGCAUGUCCGCCAAGAUGAAGUCGAUGAAGAAGCUGAUUAGCGGCGACAGCAGCCUGGCCACUUUGGAGUGCGGCGAGAAUCAGUUUAGUGCCGCCGCUGGCAUGGAACCCGGCUCCCGAAGUCCCCUUCCCCCGUCGCCUUCGAGCAAUCCGCAUGGCGGCGAGUUCGAGAUCAACUCGACGCAAAGUUGCAUUUCCCUGCGUGGCUUCAUCAGCUCCAACGAUUCGCUGAAUAACUUUGGAGCGGCAGCUACGCCCGCCGGAGGAAUCACCCUAACCGUACCAUCCGCAAAUAGCAGUAGUAGCCAGGCUAACAACAGCAGCAGCAGCAGCAGCAAACACAUUCCCAACAAACCGCCACGCAAACUGGGCGGAGUCAGCCCGACGACAAGCCAACAUUGUGAUAAAUACAGGAGCAUUGUGAAGUAUGAGCCUGUGGCCAUAACGACGAUAUCCUCGCCCUCGGCCAUCGCCUGCGAUGCCGCCAAGCCGCUGGAAUCGGGAUCCUCCUCGGAAUCGCCGGGAAUAAUCCAGCCAUCGCCCGAUGAUCUGCCGCCCGAUCUGCCGCUGCGCAACGAGAGCGUCGCCAAGAUGGGUGCUCCUCCGCCGGAAAGGGACUACGAGUGCAUCGAGAAUAUCACCGAGGCGUGGCGCACGCGGGGCGUGGGCGAUGUGAGGCACUGCGAACGGAUGCCGCCCAUACUCUGCGAUAACUCGGAAUUCGUACGCCAAUCCUGCACGCCCAAGAUCAUAGACAUCGACAUUGGCGAAGGCAUCUCGACAUCGCUGAGUGAAUCCAACUACGAUCGCCUGGACUUUCUCUCGCCGAACAACAAGACAUCGAGUGGUUAUAAGACCAUUGUGAAUGUCACACUGCCCGCGAAUCGCGGACGCUGCAGUCCGCCGCCGCCCAAUGAAUACGAACUGAUCGCUAGUCCCGAUACGGAGAGCUUCCGCAAGGCCGACGAUAGUCAUCUGGGCUACGGAGUGCUAAGAAAAGCCAGCACAACGACCACGACGAACAAUAAUAAUUUAGGAAUCUCGAAUUGCAACAUCAGCGGAGGGAGCAGCAAUAGUGCCACGUCAAACAAGAGCAGCCUCGAAACGGCUGCCAUCGAUCAUCGCAGCUACAAUGGGCUCAACUACACGAUCGUCAGCAAACCGAAGCGGGUGUAGAAGAUCCAGGGAUCCUGGGAUCGAAUCGGGUGCAGUGGGGUUUAAGGUGGAGAUCAGGUUUUUAUAUUUCUCCCAAAACACUGUUACUGUUUCUAAUUUUAAGCCAUCCAUUUCCAAGAACUGUGUGGAGAUAAAGCAAAUUUAUAAACAUAGUAGUCAUCUUUCAUGACUAUAUUUCUUUAUUUUUUAUACCGAUGAUUCAGGGUCAGUAUAUCACUGGAAAAUUAGAAACAGUAACCAGUUAACUUUCUGAAUAUUUUAAUAAAACGCAUUUUGAGUUUUAAGUGUAUAAGUGAAAAAGAAGAGACUGCCGAGUGCCUUACAGUUCUACAAAAAACAAACAAAGAAAAAAAAAUGAAAAAAGGCUGGAAAUCGAGGGAAGGAAGUAGAGCUUAUCGAUACUUUCGAUAAUUUCACAAUAUCGAUUCGAUAAUUAAAUAUUGAAAAUCGAGACAAAUCAAAUCCAAACCCGAAUCUCCAUAUCCCACAAUCUAACCUUCCCUUCGACCAGCCCAAAAAACCAACCAUUCGAAUCGUUCAAUUUUUUGUGCAUUUGUUUUUCGUUAACUAUGUUAAAUUCGUAAUCUGUGAUUGUAUUGUUAAUUGUGAAACUGUUAAAUUUUAGCCAGCACUGCCCGCCACUUGAUAAACGCACUCGAAACAUAUAUUUUUCCCCCGGCUCUUACUUAAAAUCUAAAAAAAAAGAAAAGGAAAAUAACUAAAAGGACGCAACGAAAAUGUUACAAAAUGUGUAUGCGAUUUGUGUUAAAUAUAUGUGUCUUAGUAUAUUUAAAGAGACUAGAUUUUAGAUACACUUUGUACUUGUUUCCGUUAAUUCGUCCGUCCUCUCAAGGUUUUUGCUGCCAUAUAAAGCCCUCGAAUCGUUAUUCCUAUACGUUUUUGUAUGAUCAAUCAUAUAGCCUGCCAUAGGAACAAUCGGUGUAAUGCCAUAUAAUCCCCGAAAUCUCCUCUUUUUUUUGUUCGAUCUUAGACUGUAAAUAUAUAGUAGGUUUUUCCUAAGUGUUGUUUUUCAAUUGCACCUCCUUUCAUUGCCCAAAAAAAAAAGAUAUUUAGAACCCCAUGCACGUUCGAGUUCUCAAGCCAGGAUCGUUGUAAACGACAUUUUUGAGUAUUAUGCAAAGGUCACAAACAAAAAAAUAUAUAAUAAUAAUGAUAAUAAUAUUAUAAACAACGAAAACGAACACAAAAAAAUACCAAAAGAAAAAUUGUGACGUACAUUUUACUUCGGAAUACAUCAUUUUUUUUACCUACUUUACGUUUACCGAUUACCGACGACUAUUGUAAUUAUUAUUUUUUGUGUCUGCAAACUAUUAUUGUGUAAAUAAAGACCAACAAAAUCAAACCGAA